AUGGAUACUGAAGGAAAUUCUAUUCAAGAACCGCUUGAAACACAGCCAACAGAUAACAGCGACGCCCCUCAAACUAACAAAAACUUUUCUGAUACAAUUCAAAAAGGAAUUCGCAAAAUCAGAUUUCUUGCUUCAAAUUUGACAAUUACUUCUGUAUUUUUAAUCAUUAAACUUUUCAUAUGCAUUUGGACAAUGAUAUUUUCAUUGAUGGAUUCGCACACAUUCGGCUGGUUUACUUCAUCAGUUGUAAUCAUUUUUGAUUUAUGGCAUACGCAAAGAAUUGCAAGCAAACAUCUUGCCGGUGUUAAAUAUUCAUGUAAAACAACACAAGAAGGUGAUUUCAAUUGGAAAUUUGAAACUUACCCUGAGGAUGAAAAUUACCAAAAGAAGCUCUUCUGGAUUACACUAUUAGUUAACAUCGGAUAUCUUUUUAUUUGCAUUGUUGUUACUUUGUCAAGAUUAAGUACAAUGUGGUGCUUCUUGUUCUUCCUUGCUCUUAUAGCUAAUAUAGUACAACUUGGUCUAUUAGCUAACUGUACAGACGUUAUUACGAACGCCAUUAGAAGAUAUAAAAAAUCAGAUGAUAAUGGUUUAGAGAGCGUCCAAAGGGAACAAGAAAACGAACUUUAA
Molecule: messenger RNA, 630 nt
Organism: Trichomonas vaginalis G3
Lineage: Eukaryota; Parabasalia; Trichomonadida; Trichomonadidae
Product: eukaryotic protein of unknown function, DUF846 family
Exons: 1
Coding region: 1-630 (209 amino acids)
Biological process (GO): protein secretion; vesicle-mediated transport
Cellular component (GO): Golgi membrane
Source: RefSeq, a predicted model, not a curated record